AUGCACACGGCGGAACAGGCACACGGCGUCGGCACGUGGAAGAACCGCGGCCUCAGCACGGAGCGGGGGGUUCCGAGGCGAUGGAGUCAAGCUGUGCUCACAUUGAAGUUUUUUGAAGCGCUCUUCCGCCCAGGGUCGGAAUUCUGCUUCCGCAACUUCACCAGCCCGUCCGGCAUGAUCGACUCGCCGGGCUUCCCCGACAAAUACCCGCACAACCUGGAGUGCUCCUACAUGAUCAUCGCCCCGCCGCGCAUGGACAUCACCCUCACCUUCCUCACCUUCGACCUGGAGAACGACCCCCUGCUGGUGGGAGAGGGCGACUGCAAGUACGACUGGCUGGACGUGUGGGACGGGCUGCCGCAAGUGUCGCCUCUGAUUGGCCGGUACUGCGGGACAAAGAUCCCCCCAGAGAUCCAGUCGUCCUCCGGCCUGCUCUCCCUCUCCUUCCACACCGACAUGGCCGUGGCCAAAGACGGCUUCUCGGCCCGCUACAACAUGACGCACAAAGAAGUCACCGACUCGUUCCACUGCAGCAUGGCACUCGGCCUGGAGUCGGGCAAGAUCAGCGACGAUCAGAUCAGCGCGUCCACGACCUUCUACGACAGCCGCUGGUUGCCCCGGCAGGCCCGCCUCAACAACGACGACAACGCCUGGACGCCGUCAGAGGACAGCAACAAGGAGUUCAUCCAGGUGGACCUCCAGUUCCUGAAGGUUCUGACGGGCAUCGCCACACAAGGCGCCGUUUCAAAGGAGACCCAGAAGUCCUACUACGUCACCACCUUCAAGCUGGAAGUCAGCACCAACGGGGAGGACUGGAUGGUGUACCGCCACGGCAAGAACCACAAGAUCUUCCACGCCAACACCGACCCGGCCGAGGUGGUGCUGAACCGCGUGCCGCAGCCGGUGCUGGCCCGCUUCGUCCGCAUCCGGCCUCAGACCUGGAGGAACGGCAUCGCCCUGCGCUUCGAGCUCUACGGAUGUCAGAUCACAGACGCUCCCUGCUCGGACCUGCAGGGCCUGCUGUCCGGCCUGCUGCCCGACGCACAGAUCUCGGUGUCCUCCAGCCGGGACAUGGUGUGGAACCCCAGCACCGCCCGCCUGGUGGCCAGUCGCUCCGGCUGGUUCCCCGCCCCGGCUCAGCCCCUGGCGGGAGAGCAGUGGCUGCAGGUGGACCUCGGCGUGCCCACGACGGUGCGGGGCGUGAUCACCCAGGGGGCGAGGGGAGGAGACGCCGGCAGCGGGGCGACCACCGACAACCGGGCGUUUGUUCGCAAGUACAAAGUGGCUCACAGCCUGAACUCGAAGGAGUGGAAUUUCAUCAUGGACUCCAAGACCAGCCUGCCGAAGAUCUUCGAGGGGAACACGCACUACGACACCCCGGAGCUGCGUCACUUUGAGGAGACGGUGGCCCAGUUCGUCCGGCUGUACCCAGAGCGCUGGUCUCCAGCGGGGAUCGGGAUGCGAGUGGAGAUACUGGGCUGUGACCUUCCAGGUAGGACGAGCAUUUGA
Pleuronectes platessa (European plaice) is the source of this 1509-nucleotide messenger RNA. Its product is annotated as neuropilin-2. The coding region runs from base 1 to 1509 and encodes 502 amino acids. The transcript has 9 exons. The record is from RefSeq and is a predicted model, not a curated record. Lineage: Eukaryota; Metazoa; Chordata; Actinopteri; Pleuronectiformes; Pleuronectidae.